AUGUCGUCCCUCUCACGCACCCCCCCAUUGCUGUUUCCGGCAACCGCGCGGCACACCGCAACCGUCAUCUUCCUCCACGGCCUCGGAGAUACGGGCCAUGGCUGGGCCGGUGCGGUAGAGAACUGGCGCCGGCGCCAGCGCCUGGAUGAGGUCAAGUUCAUCCUGCCCCAUGCGCCGGCCAUUCCUAUUACUUGCAACUGGGGGAUGAGGAUGCCGGGGUGGUUUGAUAUUUACAAACUCGACGGCGACAUCAACUCCCUCCGCGAAAAGGAGGACAAAGACGGCAUCACGCUAAGCCAGGCGUACAUCCACGAGCUCAUCCAGAAUGAGAUCGCAGCCGGGAUCCCCGCCGAGCGGAUCGUGCUCGGCGGCUUCAGCCAGGGCGGCGCCAUGAGCAUCUACGCCGGCCUCACGUCCAAGGUGAGGCUCGGCGGCAUCGUUGCGCUUUCCUCGUGGCUGCUGCUGAGUCUCCAGUUUGCUGAGCUGGUGCCCAAGCCUGAGUUUAACAAGGAGACACCUAUCUUUAUGGGCCAUGGCGACUUGGACAAGGUGGUGCCUACGGCGUUGGGGAGGCUGUCGUUUGACUUGUUGAAGGGGUUGGGGUACUCCAUUUCGCGGAAGGAAUAUCCAGGCUUGGAGCACUCGGCAUGCCUGGAGGAACUAGACGACGUCGAAGCCUUCCUCAAAGAACGGUUGCCAGCCGUGGGCAAUAGCAACGAGGGCAAAUCCGAGCUCUAG
Dichotomopilus funicola is the source of this 738-nucleotide messenger RNA. RefSeq names its product Phospholipase/carboxylesterase/thioesterase. Gene Ontology annotation, cellular component: cytoplasm. The coding region runs from base 1 to 738 and encodes 245 amino acids. The transcript is spliced from 3 exons. The record is from RefSeq and is a predicted model, not a curated record. Gene Ontology annotation, biological process: protein depalmitoylation. Gene Ontology annotation, molecular function: carboxylic ester hydrolase activity; palmitoyl-(protein) hydrolase activity. NCBI's taxonomy places the organism in Eukaryota, Fungi, Ascomycota, Sordariomycetes, Sordariales, Chaetomiaceae.